AUGCGCCUGCGUGUUAGUUUGUCUAAGACGCCAGAAGGAAGUGUGCCAGACUACCGGAAGGAAGUGUGCCAGACUACCGGAAGGAAGUGUGCCAGACUACCGGAAGAAAGUGUGCCAGAGUACCGAAAGGAAGUGUGCCGAACUACCGGAAGAAAGUUUGCCAAAGUGCCGAAAGAAAGUGUGCCAGACUACCUGAAGAAAGUUUGCCAAAGUGCCGAAAGCAAGUGUGCCAGACUAACUGAAGCAAGCGUUACAGACUACCGGAAGGACGUCAUGAUGCUCGUCGUCCUCGUCGUCGGCGUCGACUGCCUGCCGACGGUGAGCGAGGCGGUCGUCUGUUCGAUCACCAUCGCCGUCGUCGUCUACCUUCUCGUCUGCAUCACGUCGCCGCUCGCCUGCCGACCGACGCUGCACUGCAAGCCGUCCAGCCUUGCCGCCUACCUACUGAAGCGCUGUCCGCGGCUGCGCCGACAGUUCCGGCCGACGUUCUGGGCGGCCAACGCGCACGCGCAGACGCUACUCGGCGCCGUGAUGCCACGCGCCGACGGCGUCUACUUCCGGCGCGAGUUCCUGCAGAUGCGCGACCACGGCGUCGUCUCGCUCGACUGGGCGGGCGUCGUCGGCCACGCCGACACCUACCAGCGACACACGCCCGUCGUCAUCGUGCUGCCGACGCUGACCGGAAGCGCGGCGACGAUGUCGGCGCUGUGCGCGCUCGUGCUGGCGCGUCACUUCCGCUGUGCGGUGUUUAACCGACGCGGCUGCGCGCGCACGCCGCUGGCGACGCCUCGCCUGCAGUCGUACGGCGACACGGCCGACCUCCGGCAGGUGCUGAAGUACCUGCGCGCCCUCUACCCGCGAGCUAAGAUCUCUAGCGUUGGCGCGGGCGCCGGGGCCGGACUACUCAUCUCUUACCUGGGCGACUACGGGUCGUCGUCCUACCUGACGGCGGCCGUGUGCGUGUCCCCGCCGCUAGAUGGCGACACGGUGCGCGUCGCGCAGCCCUACCAGCGUCUGCUGCUCGCCGACGCUCAGCUGCGCGUCGCUCGCUACGCGUCGGCGUUCUCCGCCGUCGCCGACGUCCAGCGGCUGCUCGCGUGCGCGUCGCUCGACGAGUUCGAGUGUCGGCUGCACGGCUACGCGUCGCCCGACGACUACUGGGAGCGCAACGCCCCCUUGCGGGACGUCGACGACGUGUCGGUGCCCGUGCUGUGUGUGAAGAGCUUGGACGACCCGCUGUCGCCGGCCGCCGCGCUGCCGUACGAUCUAUUCCGCAUCUACCCGAACCUGUUUCUCGUGACGACCGCCAGGGGCGGGCACUGCGGCUUCUGGGAGCGCGUGGCGCCACGACCGUGGGCCUACCUGCUGGCGAUGGACUACAUAGAAGGCGUGAUGGAGUUUACGUCGACGGGAGAGAGCGACUGCUAGCGCAGCCGACGACGUGUGGUCAAACAGCUCAGCCGACGA
This is a messenger RNA of Priapulus caudatus, 1467 nucleotides long. RefSeq names its product abhydrolase domain-containing protein 15-like. The coding region runs from base 1 to 1428 and encodes 475 amino acids. The transcript has a single exon. NCBI's taxonomy places the organism in Eukaryota, Metazoa, Priapulida, Priapulimorpha, Priapulimorphida, Priapulidae. The record is from RefSeq and is a predicted model, not a curated record. Gene Ontology annotation, molecular function: short-chain carboxylesterase activity; monoacylglycerol lipase activity.